ACCUGCCCUAAAAUCUGUGCUGCCUCCAUGGUCUGUUUACAUUUAAUGCCUGACCCUCCUGGUUAAGAAAAGUGUACAUUUUUGAAAGGUUAGAAACAUAUUAGUUUACACCCAGUCAAAGGCUCCUCCUCCUUCUCUUCUUGCUUUUAAUGAAGACUUACACAAUGAGAUACAGUCAGAACUAGAAAAACAUAAGAAUAUAGUCAUGCAGAUGUGCUACAAGGAUCAUAACAUCUCGGGAAAGGAACAAAUAUUUCUAUGCAUUGCAGCCCUGGUACUGAGUGUGUUAGGAAUACUUGCUGAAGAAGAGCAAGCUGUCAAACCUCAGAACUGCACCAAGGACUGUAUACAACAGGGUGCAUCUGAAUGCAAUUUUUGUCGGAUCACAUCUCAGGACACACAAAUUGCAUCCAAGCUGGGAUUUAAUAUCCAGGACAUAUUUGGGGGUUGUAUCCCAAAGCCAUGUUUUGCUCUGAUGAGCAAUAGAAAUCUGUGUGAACACUAUGUUAAGGCACCAGAAUGGGUUGACAUCCAAUUCAUUGACACCAAAGACAGGAAGUCUGAUACUGUCAUCAUAAAAUGGCGCCCCAGUCCUUCAGGUCUCAGCUUCCUUAGAGGAUUCCAAAUUUCACUACAAGGACUGAGAGCAGAUAUUGGCUUAGUGGGGUGUCAGCUCUACUUGUUUAACACUGUCCUGGAGCUGGAAAGCGGAGACAAUCACAAGGUAUACCAAUCUGAUCCUUUUACUGGGCUUGUGCUAAAUACUCAGUAUGUUGCAACAGUGAUUGCUCUACCUGUCCCUGAACAAUGGAACCACUUCUAUACAAGCAAACCGUUCAGAACAAGAAGCUGCUUGCAGAUGAAGAAAAAAUUGUCCCUCUGUCGAUCAGAUUGGUACCCAAGAAAUAUCACCAUAUCCCAACAAGGUUCUAGCCUGUUAAUAACCUUUGACCUUGCACCAAGAGCCCUGAAUGUCAACAAUUAUUACCUUUUCUACAAGGAAGGAAAAGGAAAUGUAAUGAAGUAUGUCAUGUAUUCUCCAAUGCAUCUGAUGCAGCAGGAAGGGCAGCAAGAAGACAAGAUGGAGUAUGGUGUGGUUGUGCUUUCAAAUCUUACACAAGGAAGGAACUAUACCAUUGAGGUAGCAGGUGACUUUGAAGAUGCCACAAGAAAGACUGCUUAUUAUUUUGUCACCAAAUCAGAUUCCAUCACUGGGUCAACAGGCAGCUUAGGAACAGUGCUAGUUAUAGCACUAGCUCCCUCACUAAUCCUUGCAGUAGUGAGUCUGAUUAUGGUCAUAAGUCGAUGGAAGAAACAGAGACAUCAGACCACAGCUAUAGAGAAAGACAUUGAAAAAAGAUUUGUGGACUCCAAAGUUGUUGAGUAUUACUCAGAGAAGCUAAUUCAGGCUCCUACGUUCAUCCCUAAAGUCUUUAUCUGCUACUCUAGCUUGGAUGGCUCAAAGCAUACAGCGGUAGUGCUACGUUUUGCUGCUUACUUGCAGGAAUACUGUGGUUGCAAGGUAGCCUUGGACAUCUGGGAUCAUUUGAGCACUGCAGAAGAAGGAAAGAUGGGUUGGAUGUGUCACCAAAUAGAAGAAUCAGAUUACAUCCUAGUUGUCUGUUCCAAAGGACUCAAGUACUAUGUAGAGAAAUGUUCUCAAAGACCUGGGUGCACAAAGGUCUCAGACUGUAACAAUACUUUCAUAGCAGCUAUACAUAUAAUUGCAGAGAAGUUACGCCAAGCUAGAAUCUACUCAUAUGAUAUCUCAAAAUUUAUCGCAGUCUUUUUUGAAUACUCCAGCAAGGAAACAGUCCCUACCAUCCUAGACUUGGCUGCCAAAUAUGAACUGAUGGAAGACUUCCCACUGCUAUUUUCUCACCUGCACGGGUUAGCUCUGAGUGGGCCUAGGCAUGAGUUGUAUAUAGAGAAUAUCUCGAAAAACAGCUACUUCAAGACCUGUUCUGGGCUUGCACUCUAUACAGCAAUUACUAAUAUGUGCCAGUUUGUGAACUCUAGUCCUCAGUGGUUUGAACAUUUAUUGAAGGAAACCUACAAAUCCAUCUAAACACAGUCAUUAAAGCUAUUGUACCAUGCUUUUGAACUGCUGCUAAGACAAGGUUCCAGCUCUGGAAUUGGGGACAAUGGUGACAUUGAUGAUCAUAAGACUGGAUUAACUGAAGAAAAUAGUAUAUGUAAAAGUCAUAUCACAUAAGAUGCGAAAUAUUGUUAACAAAUAUCACACAGGUUACCCCCCUGGUUCAGAUAUAGAAUGUAUGUCAUGCAGCCUAUUUAACUUUCUUUUGUCUAUGUAGCAAAUGUAGCUUAACAACAACGCCAUCAUGGUGCACAUGCGAACAUUAGAAUGCACAUAUGUGAGUUAAGCAUGCAAACCAGCUGUAGAUAAGCUACUUAUUAAACUUCACAUCACAGUAUAUUGCAACCUAGGGACUAACUAACAUAAUUAGUAUUUUAAAACUUGUAAAGCAGAGGUGGCAUUAUAUUCUGCAGCAGGCAUACUGUUUAAAACAAACUACUUUAAUUCUACCAAACAUUAAGUCUGUAUCAUUUUUAGGAAAAUACAGCUACAAUCAGAAGCACAGUAUAGCUCUAAUGCCCUAGUCUUUUUGCUUAUAACAUCCAUGAACCAAUGGCAUAAUGAUGAAAAACUCCCCAAAACAUUUUCUACUUCUUGAAAAGGGAGGGCCCCACUCUGUACUGCUGAGCUGCAUAUGGAUAUCCAUGUCUGGAGAUGAAAUUCAGGACAUUCUGUACAAAAUAAGACAGCAACUAAGGAAUGAAGCAGAUAAAUCCCUAUCUUCAUGCCAGAAGUACCCUGGGAUGCUUACAGAAUGAAGCCUGAGAAGAAUGGCACAAAAGUAUAAGUAAUUCCCAUAGAGAAAGUCUAAAUAGUAACCAUCUGGUGUCUUAGCUAAAACCCAACCUAGAUUCCAUGGACACGACUCUUGCAUGGCUUGUUUUACAAGUAAUAUGAGAUUACUACCAUAUCUUCAUGAGUAAAGCAACACAGUAAACAGCUAACAGAUACAAGUACCCAGCAUUUGUGAGUGCUGUGAGAUCAUGCAGAGAUUUCAGCAAAGAAAGACUGUUUAUUAUGAUGAUGAUGAUGAUGAUUAUUAUUAUUAUUAUUAUUAUUAUUAUUAUUAUUAUUAUUAUUAUCAUUAUUAUGUUCCUCUAGAUGGUCCUUGUUUCAGAUUUCCUAACCUAUUCUGUCCAUCUUCCCCUGUAAAUGAUUGACACAUGAUCAUUUGCAAAACUAUUGUUGGACAACAACUUGAUAUAGAACAUUAACCCUGUAACCACCCA
Molecule: messenger RNA, 3327 nt
Organism: Protopterus annectens (West African lungfish)
Lineage: Eukaryota; Metazoa; Chordata; Ceratodontiformes; Protopteridae
Product: interleukin-17 receptor D-like
Exons: 12
Coding region: 206-2068 (620 amino acids)
Molecular function (GO): interleukin-17 receptor activity
Source: RefSeq, a predicted model, not a curated record